AUGAAAACAGUGAGCAAGAAAACGACGCCGUGUUGCACGAAGCUGGGGAUGAAGAGAGGACCAUGGACGGUGGAGGAAGACGAGAUUCUUGUGAGCUUCAUAAAGAAAGAAGGAGAAGGAAGGUGGAGAUCGCUUCCUAAGAGAGCUGGUUUACUCCGGUGUGGAAAGAGCUGCCGUCUACGGUGGAUGAACUAUCUCCGGCCGUCUGUAAAACGCGGCGGUAUCACUUCCGACGAGGAAGAUCUCAUCCUCCGCCUUCACCGCCUCCUCGGCAACCGGUGGUCGUUGAUCGCGGGAAGGAUCCCGGGAAGGACUGAUAAUGAGAUCAAGAACUAUUGGAACACUCAUCUUCGUAAGAAACUUUUAAGACAAGGCAUUGAUCCUCAAACUCACAAGCCUCUUGAUGCAAACGACAUCCAUAAACAAGAAGAAGAAGUUUCCGGUGAUGGAAAAACUCUCAAGCCUCAUUCUAGUGAUCAUACCGAUACCACCAUUAGUAGCGGAGAUGGAGCUAGCAAGGUCAGUAUCAGUGCCUUUGGUGAUGAAGAAAACAACGAAGACUUUGGUUUUUGCUACGACGACAAGUUCUCGUCGUUUCUGAAUUCGCUUAUCAAUGAUGAUCCUUUUGAUAGUAAUGUUCCAAUAUCACAGCCGUUGCAGAAGCACAAUUGUAUGGAUGAGAUUGUUGGAACGUCGUCGAGCUUAGGACAUGAGAAAAGAUCAGAAGAUAUAUAA
Messenger RNA from Arabis nemorensis, 735 nucleotides. Lineage: Eukaryota; Viridiplantae; Streptophyta; Magnoliopsida; Brassicales; Brassicaceae. The record is from the annotation of a GenBank genome assembly.